This is a messenger RNA of Dendrobium catenatum, 539 nucleotides long. RefSeq lists its product as uncharacterized. The transcript has 3 exons. Lineage: Eukaryota; Viridiplantae; Streptophyta; Magnoliopsida; Asparagales; Orchidaceae. The record is from RefSeq and is a predicted model, not a curated record. Bases 39 to 302 code for a protein of 87 amino acids.
UUGCAAUAGAUGAUGAAAGGAGGAUAAAAGUAGCAGAGAUGGGUGGAGCUCAAGAUCUUUUGAUAAUGUUGGAAACUGCUAGAGAUGACAAGACGCGCAAAGAAGCUUUGAAAGCCCUUCUUGCUCUUUCUCACUCUGAUGCUGUUGCUGAGAUAUUGCAACAAGCUAAUGCGGCUGCUAUUGUUGCUUCUGCUCCAGAUUCUGCUGAGUUUGAUGAAAUUGGUAAUUGCAAGUCUAGUUUGUUAAAGCGGUUCAAAGUAUUUGAAGAUAACCAGUCUCCAUCAGAAGUUGCUUUUACUUGAUCAUUUCGACUGGUUAGCUUCUCAGUUCUCUCCUAUUGUGAUUUGCCAACUUGGUUUUGUUAAUUACUGCAUUUUAAUUGCAAGCUUUCUGCUUACUGUUCGUUCACAUGACAGUCUGAAAGAUGAAGAAUAGGGACAUAAUGAACUUGAAUUUAUACUCUUAGUAGAGGUGACUUGAUUAGUACAUUAUUCCAGCUGUUCAUGAGAAAAAAUUGCUUCAGGAACUGCUCACAUAAA